Phalaenopsis equestris is the source of this 2018-nucleotide messenger RNA. RefSeq names its product putative UDP-rhamnose:rhamnosyltransferase 1. Bases 168 to 1523 code for a protein of 451 amino acids. The record is from RefSeq and is a predicted model, not a curated record. The transcript is spliced from 2 exons. NCBI's taxonomy places the organism in Eukaryota, Viridiplantae, Streptophyta, Magnoliopsida, Asparagales, Orchidaceae. Gene Ontology annotation, molecular function: UDP-glycosyltransferase activity.
AUCACUCAAAGUCAACGCCGGCGACGGACCGUUAACCCGCGCAGUUCCAUCACUAGGGAAGCUUUCCUACGCGCCAACUCAAAGGCGGCAUCUUUUAACUCCUUCCUCCUCCUUCUUCCAUCUCCAAACCCUUAUCAGAAGUAACAGAAUCACUUACACCUCCCGCCAUGGAAGAAGAAACCAGGAAGCUUCACAUCGUGAUGCUCCCCUGGCUCGCCAUGGGUCAUCUCCUCCCUUUCUUCGAGCUCUCCAAACGCCUCGCCCUUAAAAACCUCCAAAUCUCCUUCUUCACCACCCCCUCCAACAUCCUCCGCCUCCCUUCCAUCCCCCAAACCCUAACCCCCUUCCUCACCUUCAUCCCCUGUUCUCUCCCUGCCAUCGACAACCUCCCCUCCACCAUCGAAAACACAGUCGAUCUCCACUCCGAGGCCGCCAGGCCUCUCCUCAAUCAAGCCUACGCCGCCUUCGAACACCACCUCAUCGCCUUCCUCUCCGAUCCCUCUCGCCCCAAACCAAACUGGAUCAUCUACGACUUCGCCGCCACAACAUGGGCUCCAACCCUAGCCUCCCGAUUCAACAUCAACUCCGCUUUCUUUUCCCUCUUCAACGCCGCCGUCCUCUCCUUUUUCAGCCAUUGCCUCGACUGCAACUCACCGGAGAAGCUCACAAAAAUACCUGAUGGCAUCCCGUUCCCCACCACCGUCGCCUUCCGACCAUUCGAAGCUCGCCAGAUCCACUCCAUGCUUCGCAGAAAACCCGAUCGAACGGAAUCCCAACCACAGAUCAAACAAUUGAUGCUCAUCAGAACGUGCAAGGAGUUCGAGAACAAAUGGCUAGAUCUGCUCGGGGGCAGAUAUACCCCGGUGGGUUUCCUCCCUCCAUCUUCUGACGAGGAGGAGAGCGAGACAUGGAUGAGAAUACACCAAUGGCUUGACGCGCAAGAGGAUUCUUCCGUCAUCUACGCUGCUUUCGGAUCCGAGGCGAGGCUUACGAGAGAGCAGAUUGAUGAGAUCGGAUUAGGGUUAGAGCAGAGUGGACUGCCGUUCUUCUGGGCUCUGCGAUUGGGUUCCCCGCCGCAGGGAUUUGAGGACAGGACGGCCGGGAGAGGGCUGGUGUGGAGAGAUUGGGUUCCGCAGGCCCGAUUGCUUGCUCAUCCGGCGAUCGGCGGGUUUCUGACGCACGGUGGGUGGAACUCCGUUGUGGAAGGGAUGGCGGCUGGGGUAGCGAUGGUGGUUUUGCCGAUGAUGUUCGAACAAGGACUGAACGCGAGGCAUUUGGUGGAGAGUGGUUAUGGGGUGGAGGUGGUGAGGGAUGAUGAAGAUGGUUCCUUUUCUGGAGAGGAGAUUUGGAGGAAGUUGAGGAUGGUAAUGGUGGAGGAGGAAGGAGAGGAGCUGAGGAAGAAGGUGAGGAAGGGGAAGGAGGUUUUCGGGAGCGAGGAGCUGCAGGAGGAAUAUAUCGUUGAGGUUGUGAAGAAGCUACGGGAAAACAGGGAAGAUGGUAGCACAACUGGUUUGAUUGUAUGACAGUUAUUGUCCAAGGUGAUGAAUAACAACAUUUGGAGCAAUGAUCAAUUUGGCUGAAGAUGUUUAAGUGCCUCAGUGACCUAGCAAGAGCCCAGGUGCUCAAGAUGAUCACUAAUCAACUAGAAAAAUAGAGGAGGCAGAAAUUCAGCUCCACGCCCAGGCACUUAGGCACCCCAUCCAUCUCUUUUUCACACGUAGAAGACAGAUGAAGUAGAACCCAACCCCAAGCUCAGGCGCCUAGGCACCCCACUUGGACACUUUGCUCCUCUCCUUGGCGCAUAGGUUUCUGACAUUGCCUUUUGACGGUUCUCACGAUUUCAAGACAGUUUGAGCAAGGAGAAGCUUAAAAGAGGAGAAUUUCGAUAGGUUUAGAGGCAUGCAAUAUUAUAUAGACUUUUAGGUUCUCUCUUAGUGAGUGUAUAUGAGUGUGCGAGUUUGACUUCAUAUUGAGGGAAUUGAGAGGGAUUCAUGGAGAACAACACUUUAUAGAAGGAG